AUGCUUCAGGCGAUGGACGUAGCGCCACAAACUACGCAACCAUCUGCAUCAUCCCAGCCGUCGACUUCGCGCUUGGCACCAGCCGUACAGCGGACAAGCACCAGGAGGCCCAUACCGGUCAAGCGCUUACGACUGGAGGAACAGGACGAUAUCAAGCCAGCAUCGCAGUCGGCACCGAUGCCCACGCCGCCUACAUCGCCGAGCGACUCUCUUGCAGCCAAACGCCGUAGGAUUCAGGCGGAGAUCGCAGUUGAAGAGGCUGAAGCGGCAGCCAGACAGGCGAGGGCUACGCUUCUUCGGACUCAACUAGAGGAGGCCGAGGCUGCCGAGUCGCAAGUGGCCCCGAGGGGAACCGUUUCACCUGUGAAGUCCGAGCGCCGACCGUCACCUAUCAGCGUACCGCGACGAGGGGAGGUUAUUGACUUGACGGGCGAACUCUGA
This is a messenger RNA of Peniophora sp. CBMAI 1063, 441 nucleotides long. NCBI's taxonomy places the organism in Eukaryota, Fungi, Basidiomycota, Agaricomycetes, Russulales, Peniophoraceae. The record is from the annotation of a GenBank genome assembly.